Molecule: messenger RNA, 797 nt
Organism: Caenorhabditis elegans
Lineage: Eukaryota; Metazoa; Nematoda; Chromadorea; Rhabditida; Rhabditidae
Gene: nmat-2
Product: Nicotinamide/nicotinic acid mononucleotide adenylyltransferase 2
Exons: 4
Coding region: 26-697 (223 amino acids)
Biological process (GO): NAD+ biosynthetic process; nucleotide biosynthetic process
Molecular function (GO): nicotinate-nucleotide adenylyltransferase activity; catalytic activity; nicotinamide-nucleotide adenylyltransferase activity
Source: RefSeq, marked reviewed
UUUCAAUAAAUAUUGUGAUAAAACGAUGAAACGAGUCGCUCUUCUUGCCGUCGGGUCGUUCAAUCCACCAACAAUUGCACAUUUACGUAUGCUUGAGGUCGCCAGGUCACAUCUCGAAACGAUUAAUACACAAGUUGUUGAAGGAAUAAUGAGUCCCGUUGCUGAUUCAUACAACAAUAAACCAACGCUUAUAAAAUCUAAUUUUCGCAUUCAAAUGGUUCGAGCCGCCACAAAAAGUUCUGAUUGGAUACGAGCCGAUGACUGGGAAUGUACUCGAACCACGUGGACAAGGACAAUUGAUGUUCUUAGACAUCAUAGAGAACUUGUUCAGGAGAAAUUUGGAUCAGACGUCGGUAUGAUGUUAGUCGUCGGAGGUGACGUAGUAGAUUCAUUCACAAGAAUUCUUCCCGAUGGAUCAAAUCUUUGGAAUUCCAGUGAUAUUCGAACGAUUAUAACAGAAUUUGGAUUAAUAGUUUUGUCACGGGAAGGAUCGAAUCCAUUGAACACAAUUCAAUCAAUGCCUGCAAUUUCCGAAUUUUGUGAUAGAAUAAUUCAAGUGAAAGAUGAAGUGUGUCCCAGUGGAGUUAGUUCAACACGUCUUCGAGCCGCAAUUAUGAAUAAAAAAUCCAUAAAAUAUUCGACGCCAGAUGAGGUUAUCAAUUUUAUCAGGGAGAAUAAUCUGUAUCAGAAAAUUUAAUUUUUUACUGUUAAAUAUAUAUACUUUUGAAUAUAUUCUUAAAUGCUACGGGUUUUAAUUAAUGGCAUUGUUCAAAAUAUCGAAUAAAAAUUGCGGUCUG